AUGGCGCCCUCCACCGUCCUCUCCGGCGAUGGCUACGACAUCGCCCCUACCUCACCCUCAGUGAUCCAAGGCCUCUCCAUACGCCAUCACGUCCCCGUCAUCAUCGACAUGGAUGAGGGGAACUUCAGGCAGUGGCGCCUCUUCUUCAAAUCCACCCUCGGCAAAUUUGGCCUUCUGCAUUAUGUGCGUUUCACCACGCCGUCCGCAGAUCGCAACGGCGAAUGGCGCCGCAUCUAUUCCUGCAUCGUCAAUUGGAUCCUCUCCACCGUCUCCACUCCAAGCACAUCUUCGGCACCAUCCGCCGCGAUUGUCACGAUGCCUUCACCCUGUGGCACGCCGUCGAAGAUCUAUUCCAGGACAAUGAGAUGCAGCGCGUCAUCUACCUGGAGACAGCUGCGAUCCCUACAGCAAGGCGACAUGACGAUGAACGACUACUGCACAAAGUUGAAGCGCAUCGUGGAUCAGCUGCGCGACAUCGGCCACCCCAUCUCUGAGCCAAGCCAAGUUCUCAACCUGCUCCGUGGUCUCAAUCCACGGUACCGCUACGUCAAGCCGGUAAUCACUUCCAAAUACCCGCCGCAUACCUUCCAGAGCGCUCGUUCCUUCCUUAUUCUUGAGGAGCUCAGCGCCCAGCACAACGCCAUCUCCGACGCCAACCAAGCCCUGCACGCCGACUCCUCCAACAACUCCUCCAACUCGGCAUCGUCUGGCAACAAGGAUGGCUCCUCUUCCUCCAACGCGUCGUGA
This is a messenger RNA of Sorghum bicolor (sorghum), 747 nucleotides long. RefSeq lists its product as uncharacterized. The record is from RefSeq and is a predicted model, not a curated record. NCBI's taxonomy places the organism in Eukaryota, Viridiplantae, Streptophyta, Magnoliopsida, Poales, Poaceae. The transcript has a single exon. Bases 1 to 747 code for a protein of 248 amino acids.